CCAGCAGCGUUUCUGCGGACCAAGUACUGUGUUACUCCACUACAUUCUGGUAGGGAUCCCAAAUGGAGCAGAACUGGCUUGCAGUUCAUUAACCCAUCUCUCUCUCUCCGUUUGUGGUUGCUUUGGAGCUUUCUGGCCCAGGGGAAAACCCCUGGAGGAGUAUCGUUACUUGUCCCACAACCCAACAUCAAUGCAACUGUGGCACAAAAUAUCCUCCUCUCAGUUGAAUACUCUUGCAGAGGUGUCGCCACCAUUGAGUGGAAGCACGUGUCGAGCUGGGGCACUAAAAAAAUUGUUGAGUGGAAAAGCGGGAAUUAUGUUAACAUAUCCGCAGUCUACAAGGACAGAGUGACUAUUUUUGAAAAUGGCUCUAUACAGCUUCUGAACGUGGGCGUGAGAGAUGCUGGCUACUAUUUUGUCACUGUAACAGAGGAGUAUGGAACCAACAUCUACGGGACCAUCAUAGUCAAUGUUUACGAGAUUAUCUAUGAAGAUCUUCACUUUGUAGCAGUUUUCUUUGCAUUUCUCACUGCGGUAUCUGCCAUUUUGAUCUGCUUCAUGUGGCUGUGUAACAAAUUCGUGCAUCUCUUCCAGAAGAAGACACACAAACUAACAGCAAGUACAACGGAAGAGAUUGAAUUGGAAACCAUUGAGUGUUAGCCAAGAACCGUUUCUUAAUAAAAAUAACAGUUCUACCUCAGGAGAAAGUAUUGGCAAGGAAAGCAAGAAGAAACCUAAAAGGUAAAGUGUUUGUGACUAUUAUAGAAACAUCCUGACUUGUAAAGCUAAUUAACAUGAAAUCAGCACUGUCUGAUGGAGCUGUUUUUACCUGUUAAGAUUUUGGCUCUACCAGUCAAGGUCAAAGUGAAAGAGAGCAUGCUUUCAUAGCUGAGCGUGAACACAUUUCUGUGGUUAAUUAAUAAAAUCUACAGCUUCUACCACUCUUAGCACAACCAACCAACCAUGCCUCUAAUACCAAAACAUAGUGGAAAUGAUGAUGGUCUUGAAGGACACCUGUGUUUUGGCUACGGCAAGUCUCCUAUUACAGAGAGAACAGUAAUUAGUAUUCUUCAAUGUAAUAAACUUAGUAUCUAAUUACGGUACUACAUAAAAAAAAAAAAAUGGCAAGGAUAGAGUCCUGUUCAUUGUGCGUAUGCUGCUACUUUUCGGCAUGAUCCUGAAGCUCUGAAGAUAAACGGUAAUUCUUCAUGAGACAAAACGGACGUUGAAAUAAUGCCGAGCUGGUCAAAGUUCCAUCAGUUACUUUUUCAAUUGUGUACAUUGCCCAGGGAUGUUAACACACAUUUUAUGACUUUAUUAGGGAAGGUUGUUAAAUAAGGAACCACGCAGAGGUACGGAAGAUUAUGCUGCCUGUAAUGAUUAGAACGGUCAGAUAAAAUACUGACGCACCACACCAGUGGGGUGGGAGAAUAAUAAACAAACUGUUUUAUUGUGAAAGAUUGUUAAGUUCUUUGCAAACUUAGCCCACUGAAGAACAGUCUAUCUGGUAAGAGAAGUUAACAUAGCAUCAUUUUGAAAUGUCGUAUUUACAAUUACGGUCCUGAGAUCAUUCUUGCUGAGAGAAGCCACGUUUGCUUUCUUAUUUUGUAAGGAAAUAUGAAGUGAUCUAACCAGCAUUUUUUGAGUCUGUGAGCCUUAAAUUUUCCAACUGCAGAUCAGCUGGGUGGAAUAACAUUUGCUUUUGUGAGCGAGAAAGCACUAAAUGGACUAAGCUUCAAAUAAUCCUGUUUUGCUUUUGUAAACAGAAGAAUUUUGCAGUGUGAAAUAAACUUAGACAGAGACUGUGGAUUCGUCUGCAUCUGUAAACUGCCACAUGGCUCUCUGAGCCUAACUGCUGUUACCGCCUUUCUCACACUUUCAACUCGCUUGUUAAAGCUUUUACAAGGCAAGCGGACACACUUCUGCUCGCGGGGCAUACUGCGCUCAGGUGCAGACAUACUACGGGCUAGAUUCAUAAAAACAAAGAAAUUCUCACUAGAUGCCCAACAAUGCUGAUAGGUGCCAAGUAAACUUUUUCCAAAGCGCCCCAUACAUGUGAUACCUUUAAAAAGUCAACUGUGAGUGAACAGUUAGUAGACCGAAAGGCCUCUCGCCCGCUCAUAAAUUCAGUGCCGGACGCAGCUGGUUGCUGCAUCUACAAGAGGUCAGAACGAGUGAGGAACUGUAGGACAACCCCAGCUAGAGCUUGGCAAAGGAACAAUUUGUUCCUAUUCUUCACUUUAACUAUACUAUUAAUCUUCUGUAUCUGUGACUGACUUAAGCUUCGAUGACACAGGAGCUACAAGCAUGCCUGUUUUAAUCACCAAACUUGAAAGUACUUUGUAGGACGUCCAUAUCGCAUAUGGACACUAUGAAAGUUUUUUUUUCCUGUGCCUCUGUUUUCAAUUACCAUUUUUUUAAUCCCUAAAUCUCGAAACUUGAAUGUGAAAUUAUUCAUUAGGCUGAGUACGCAGUACAUGCACUGCCAGACAUAUUUAAAAGGUAUGAAAAGCGCUACUUACAGGAAAACACCACUAUUAUCUGCCAACAUUUACCUGAAUCCUGUCACUGUCAAGAGAAGAAGUCAUGGAAUGUAUACACAGAUGAAUGACCUUUGAAAGCUUUGCUGUAAGGGUAGUUUUAAAGUGUAAGUGAUCUCUACAGUAUUUGAAAUUUAGGAUGAAAGUAGUAAAUGAUCACUCAAAAUUCUUAAAGAUAAAAUACAACAGCAGUAAGAAGUCUCUAGCUAGCAACCUCUCUUGGCCUGGCUAAAAAUAUAGCAAUUUCAGGCAUCCAGCCUUAAUGAUUAGUUGGUACCAAUCUUGCUUUUAGGUUGUAACAUCCUAGACGAAGCACAGGGAUUCAAAGAAUAUUCAGUGAAGAUAGAGAGUACAGUUAGGUUUUGUACUUCUUUUCUUACAGACAUCGUCUACAAGUCUUAUCCAAAAUUUAACAUGCUUAUGUAGGAUAGGGUCACUUAUAAAAUGGUAAUAUUUUGUAAAACUAAUUUUUCCGCAAUAUACAUUAAUAAUGUCAGUAAUAUUUGACUUAAAAAACCCCAUAAGGCUUAGCAGCCUGGAGUUCAAUCUCUUGCUACAGGGGAAGUGACCAAAAUAUCUGAAUUUCUAUGGCAAGCUGCUAAAGUUGAAGUUUAGAAAUUAGUAAUGAUUCUUACUCCCGUUAUAAACUCCACAAACAGUGGAGAACAGCAGCAAAAGUGAAUAUUUAGAACAUUCCAAGUGAUCAAAGUGAUUAAGGCAUUUUGCAUCUAACUUUAAUUAAAGAGAUGUCCAAGUUCAUAGGACUGCUUUGGCAAUCAAUCCGAAGGUCUUAACCAUCCAUUAAUGUCUCCAUUUCAUAUGUUUAAAGACACAUUGCCAAGAAUUUCAAAAUUCUCUCUCUCUCAAAUUAGGAAUCUGAUAUUCAGUCUGUUUUCCAUUAGUGUUGAACACAUAGGAAUUCUCACUUUUAAAAGUCAGACUCUCAAGGUCCCUAAUCAUAUUUUGCAAUGCAUCGAAGCCUGAAAUAAUUCUUCCUCUUUACUAAGCCUUUGUGCAGUGUCUGCAACACAAGAGAAGUGUUCCUCUUGCAUCCAUUAGCUCUUUUCAGAAGGGGACAAACCUUGCAAUCUGAAAAAGCUAAUAGCUCCACCAUGAUCUUAGUAUUUGGCAAUGAAAUGCUUAUUUGACAGAAAGGAUACUGCUAUGCACUGACCUGUUUAAGUUAAAAAGACUGAAGCGUGAAGACGUUAUUUCAAGUUUAUAUAUUUAUCUUCCAAAUGAGUGAGAGAUUUGUUGUGUUGCCAGAGUCAACACAGUCCUAUUAUAGUCAGACGCAAGACAGAUGCAUCAGACUGUCAGCUGAAUUUCCAUCCACUGUUCAGUAAGUAUAAAUCCCUCUUUCUACCUGCAAUCCUACAGCAUCUACUAGCCAGGUAAUAUGGGAACAAGCAUCAUGUGUUGCAUAGGUUCACUCAUCUUUCAAGAAGAUGAAGACACAUACGCUAUUUUGAACUGGUAUUUCUUCAUUUUCAAGAGUUAUCCAAAACAAUUUAUGAGAAGCUGAAAGCAGAAUCUUUUCUCUCCCGUAGUUCAGCUAGGCAGAUAUAAGUACCUCAAGGAACAGAAAUAACCAUGUGUUCCAUACUGACAGGUACUACCAUAAGCACAGCAGCUGCUUUGGAUGCACGCUGAACAGCAGCUUACCACAAGCAGCUGCUUAAUAUAUGUAUUUCCUGUAGCUAUUCUUUAUUGCUCAAGAACAUAGUACCAUAGAAAUAUGAUGGUUCAAUUCAAACCUGCUCUACCCUAUGUAAAAAGUUCUCAUAUAUUUACACACACACACACCCCUUAUAAACACAUAACAUGAACAUAAUUCUAAACCAGUUCUACAGACAGAUUUCAAAAAGACCUUUAGCAAUUAAUCGUCAAACAAAAUGAAAGCUUUGCGUAACACCUUAAUAGAAACUACCAGGCAGCUACAAUUACAACCGAAAAACAAGUCACAUUACCUCUUUAUUAUUUUAAGAACUCAAAAGAUGUCCUGGAUGAUACUAAGUACCAGGGCAGAAAAAAAAGAAUAGCAUGAAUGUAGAGAUCCAAGACAUACUGCAUGCAAGUUCCCAGCUUCUACCCAGUCAUGAAUUCUCACAAAAAAAAAUUACCCACUAAUUCAUCAGGAGAAUUUUGUAAGCAGAGAAAGACCCUUCCUUCUAACGCGCUUGCAAAAGACAGAGACAGAAAUCACAACCAAAGUAGCUGACACCGUAGACUCAUCUGUGGCCACCAGAGGUAGGAAGCUUGCCACAAGCUGCGACUUUCUAACACUUCCAAAUCAUUAAAUACAUCUCUCAAAAAAAGAAAUGGAGUGGGUGACCCAGAGGCCACACCAAAGCACAGUUAACAUGAACCCCAGCUCAAGAACUGCACACAUAGUGAAGACUUGUUGCUCGAAUCUUAAGUUUCUUUAAACCUUAACUUUUGAUAAGAGUGCUCUGUUUCUCCUCCUUUCUCCCACUUCUAAAUCAAACAAGUCCCCUAUCUUCCAGGAUAGCCAGUCCCCACAAUAGAAGCCACCCAAAGGCUUAUCAAUAGCACAACGCAAUUCUAAUAAUCUCCUUCAUUCACUAAUGCCUGUAAAGAUCUACUGAGAAAGUCACUCUGAGCAGACAUCUUUCACGCAGUAAAGG
Struthio camelus australis is the source of this 5188-nucleotide messenger RNA. The record is from RefSeq and is a predicted model, not a curated record. Lineage: Eukaryota; Metazoa; Chordata; Aves; Struthioniformes; Struthionidae.